Blepharisma stoltei is the source of this 441-nucleotide messenger RNA. The record is from the annotation of a GenBank genome assembly. Lineage: Eukaryota; Ciliophora; Heterotrichea; Heterotrichida; Blepharismidae.
AUGCUGACUAAUGAUUUUCAUAAAAGACUUAUUGAAGAAUCCCAAAAGCAAGCCACUGUGAGCGAAGAUAAACGAUAUGGUGUUCAUUUUGAAUAUAACGAUCUCGUAAGAAGACUUACGAAAUUGAAAAUCGAAAAAGAAAAGAUUAUUCCUAUAUCUAUCUCUCAAAAUAGGCUAGAUAAAGGACAUAAGAUUGAGCUAUUGCAGACUUCCCGUGUAAUUACCAAUUUUGGAGCGCUCAAAAGAGAAUCUCCGCUGAGAGAUUUAAGCACUUCGCGACUACACUUACGAAUUACACAAUCCAAGUCUCCAAUGAGAAUAAAGCUAAGUUCAACAAUCAAGCCGUUGAAUAGAAUUCCUCACGAAAAACAAAUUGAUCUAUCUCCCCUUAGAACCCAUUCCAAUAUAAGACUAAGGACAAACAAAUCCAAAAAACUGUAG